UGCCGGUCAAACCAUCGUCCGGACGUCUUCUUGCUCAAGACACAGACCGAAACCAACAACCAAGUAUUCAACCACCUUGCAUCAAGACGCCGGAUAUCACUUGCUUUUAACGCAUGAUACUUCGCCUCGGCCACCGAAACAAGUUGCAUUUAUUGUCCGAGACUUGGAAGAUAAAAGAAGCCCGCAACCAUGGCUCCAUCAGAAACAUCACAAACUCCUCCUCCCCUCAGCACAACUGAUGCUGAGCCCGCUGUUCCGACUGAAAGCGAACCACUGCUUGGAAGACCAGGCGACGCUAUUCAAAAGCCUGACGCUCCUAUGUUCUUGAACCUUGUUCUUGGAACAGCCUGGCUCUCCCAGGUCGGCGCCGUCCUCCUCCUCCUAACCACCUGGUCCGCCGUCUUCCUGCACAAACUCGGCGCGCUCAUCUCUCCGCACCCUCUCCUCCAAUCCCUCGGCGUCUUCCUCCUCAUCCAAGCGAUCCUAAUCCUCCAACCAACCUCCACCCCCGACGCCAAACGCCUCGGUCAACGCAUCCACGCCUCCCUGCACCUCCUCUCCUUCCUCUCCUUCGUCUCAGGAAUCACCAUCAUCGAAACAAACAAACACGUCAACCACCUCGCCCACCUGCACUCUCUGCACGCCUACCUGGGUGUGAUCACCGGCACCUUGUUGCUGGCUCAGUACGUCUUUGGGAUUUGCAUCUGGGCUGUCCCCGCUGUUUUCGGAGGGGAGGAGAAGGCUAAAAGUUUGUGGAAGUAUCAUCGGUACGCGGGUUACGUGUUGUUGGUGUUGGUGCUGGCUACGGUGGGGGCGGCGGCGGAUACGGAUUAUAGUAAGGGGGUGCUGAAGAUCAAGGGGUGGACGUUUGGAUUGGGGAUUGCACUGGUUGUGGUGGGCGUUUUUCCGAGGGUGCAGUUGAGGAAGUUGGGGAUUAAUACCGCUAGGAAGGAGGCUACGCCGAUUAAUACCGCUACGCAGGAGGCUACGCGUGGUGUUUAAGGUAUCUAGCUAAGGAGUAUACCGAGGGUUGAAGGGGAAAAAAAGGUCUAUGACGAUGGGCGGCCCGGCUGAGGCUCUGUUUAGGGGUGGGGGGCUGCCGGAAGGGUUUUGGUUCGGUAUGGUGUUGUUGGACUUUAUGUUCAUCAUUGCUGUUGUUAUGCACGGCAUAAUACGCUUUGGUCGCUGGGAACGUCGGAAUCGGCAAAAUGAUAUAUGCUACAAGGUUUAGUGGCUAUGGCAGCUGGGACUUAUGGGAUAUUACGGUUAUGGCUCUUAUUAUUUUUGUGCUUUUGAGGAAUCUACGAACACGGAGUUUCGACUUUUAGUCUUUCCGCGGGGAAUGAAGCUGGCUCCGGUCACACAAUAAUACCAGCAGAUGAUUAGAAUCA
Neurospora tetraspora is the source of this 1391-nucleotide messenger RNA. Its product is annotated as eukaryotic cytochrome b561-domain-containing protein. NCBI's taxonomy places the organism in Eukaryota, Fungi, Ascomycota, Sordariomycetes, Sordariales, Sordariaceae. The coding region runs from base 190 to 1002 and encodes 270 amino acids. The record is from RefSeq and is a predicted model, not a curated record. Gene Ontology annotation, molecular function: oxidoreductase activity. The transcript is spliced from 2 exons.